Molecule: messenger RNA, 2342 nt
Organism: Misgurnus anguillicaudatus (oriental weatherfish)
Lineage: Eukaryota; Metazoa; Chordata; Actinopteri; Cypriniformes; Cobitidae
Gene: adgrg3
Product: adhesion G protein-coupled receptor G3
Biological process (GO): adenylate cyclase-activating G protein-coupled receptor signaling pathway; cell surface receptor signaling pathway
Cellular component (GO): plasma membrane
Molecular function (GO): G protein-coupled receptor activity
Source: RefSeq, a predicted model, not a curated record
GAGUAAACAGGUAAGUGAAACUACUUAAACACGACAUGUACCAUGACGUAAUCUUACAGGAAAUCACAGGACAUGCGCUUUUACAAAAUCACUCGACAUACGCUCAACACUUCAGCGUAAGGAGAGCAAUAUGAGAGAUUUAUACCGUUUCAUUAUUUGGAUAUUAUCCUACAAAUUAAUAACUGGACAAGAUAAGCCACUUGAAAGAUGUGAAAGGGUUCGAGAAUAUUGCAAGCAAGAUCAUCCCAUAAAUGUUCCAUGGUGUAUGGAGAAUUAUAUGAGAAGAUGCUCUAUGAUUCGAAGCCGGACCCCAGUGCAGGGCUAUUAUGCAGAGAACAUGUCUGACUCGAAGCCAAUGUUGGAAACUAAAGAAGGAAUCAUAGUUCACAUCUCCUCCGAGGCCUUACAGAAGAGCAGGAAUGAGGGAAUGAAUACAGAUUUAAAAGUGUCACUUGUAAACAAAACCUUCUUUGUGACAAACUCAAGUCCUGAAGUUAUUUAUGGAGAAAAUGUGUUGGGUGUCUGGCUUGGUGUGAAUGAAAUACGCAACCUUUCUGAGCCCGUUCAGCUCCGGUUCAAUAACAGCAAUCAGAAUAAAAAUGUAAGCUGCGUCUACUGGCAUCUUGAUCAAAACGGCAAUGGUUACUGGAGUACUGAAGGUUGCAGCACGAACGUGACAAACAACGAAUUUGUGUGCAGUUGUAAUCACCUCAGCUUUUUUGCGGUGCUUAUUAAUCCUAAAAUUCCUGAAGAGAACCAUAUUGUCCACCUCAACUACAUUUCUUACGUCGGCUCAGCCCUUUCGAUAGUGUUUACGGCCACCGUCGUGAUCAUGUUUCUUUGUCAGAGGAAGAAGCAUUCUGAGAAUUCAAUAAUCAUACAUGCACAGCUGGCAGGCUCCUUGUUCUUACUGCACGUCUCGUUCUUGUGCAGCGUCUGGUUUUCAGACCGGAGUGAUCAAGUUUGCACAACGUUAGGUCUUAUUCUGCACUGGUGUCUCUUGGCCACGUUCUCAUGGACGGCCAUCGAGGGCUUUCACCUGUACCUGCUGCUGGUGCGGGUCUUCAACAUUUACUUCAAGAGAUACAUGCUUAAAAUAAGUCUUGUGGCCUGGGGUGUACCCACGGUUACAGUGAUGAUAUGCGGUAUCAUUGGCAAAUACACAUCAGUUUAUGGCAAAUAUGCUAUUCAUGAGGAAAAAGACAGGUCAACAAACGCAUCUAUAUGCUGGAUAACCACACAGACUGUGAUAAGCUACGUUACAGUAAAUGGUUAUCUUGGCCUGGUGAUGAUCUUUAACACGGUUAUGCUGGCGGUAGUGCUGAUAAAAAUGCAUAAGUUAAGAUCGCAGGAUGUUCAGAAUAAGCUCAAUAAGAAGCGGCUUUGGAAAGACUGGGUUUCUCUCUUCGGCCUCUGCUGUGUUCUGGGAGUCCCGUGGUCGCUGGCCUUCUUCACCCGCGUCCCUUUAAAUCUCCCUGUACUUUAUAUGUUCACCGUUCUCAACAGUUUUCAGGGUGUUUUCUUGUUCCUGUGGUUUUUGACGCUUGCGUGUAAAGCACGAAAAGAGGAAUUUGUCCCAUCAAAGGGCACGAUUAACGUCAGUUUCCAGAGUACUGAAGAACACAUAACCACUAAUGUUAUUAGUAAUAUGACUGAGAAGAAAUAAUAUUCAAAUGUGUUUACAUAAAGGCUUCAUCCACCCUACUGUCAUAGUUUUACUUCUGUUUUCCUGUUUUUGUCCUCGUGUUUUCCUUAGUUCAUUUUCAGUUUCAUUAUCUUCACCAGUUCUCCAUUAGUUUAAUCAUCCUAUGUUGUCAUCACAUUUGUCUUGUAUUUCUAUCCCUGUUUUAGUCGUGGGCUGAUCUUCUUAAUGUUAUGUGUGAAUAUCUUCAGUUGUCCUGUUUGUUGUUUUGGUAUCAAAGUUUAUCAUCACAUUGUCUCCUUCGUCCUCCUGCACGCCUGAAUGUGACACUUACAUCUUCAGUUUAGUUCAUUUUUUAUUUUAUUAAUUAGAUAAGCACUGUAUGUCUUAAACAGGGCUUUAAAUAUGACCCCUAGGGAUUUUUAUAAAAUAAAUGUACCAUAAUUUAAUAUUAAUAAAUCAACAAUGACCAUAUUAACUAUAGUAAAUUCAUGAUAUUCAUAACUCGUAGUUUAAUUGGUAAACAUUUUCAACUUAAAUGUUUUACUUAAAGUGAGAAUUUUAAUUGAAAAAGCUUACAUUUUUAGGCAUUACUUGAAGUAAUUUUUUGUUUCAUAUGGUGAUUUUGUGUCUAUGCUUGUGUCAUCCAUCUUUUUCCUUUUUACUUAUUUGUAUGGUUGCACACACUUUGAAAACUGUU